This is a messenger RNA of Moesziomyces antarcticus, 438 nucleotides long. RefSeq lists its product as uncharacterized. Bases 1 to 438 code for a protein of 145 amino acids. NCBI's taxonomy places the organism in Eukaryota, Fungi, Basidiomycota, Ustilaginomycetes, Ustilaginales, Ustilaginaceae. The transcript has a single exon. The record is from RefSeq and is a predicted model, not a curated record.
AUGGACCCGAGCUCGAAACUCACACUCUCCCAACGCACGCGCGCCUGCCUGCACACCCGCGAUCUGCGCACCUUUUCGCUGUCACCCUGGGCCUGCAGCCGCGAGCAGCAACGUCCGAUGCACUGGCGCACUGCCUCGGCCUCCAACCCUCGCUCGCUCCGUCUCCAGUGCCUGCUGCUGCGCCCUCCUUCCGCGCCUUCUCCGAACCUGCCUUGGCAACGAACCGCCCUCUGCCUUUGCCAGCGCUCUCUGCCCUCGAGCCUCACCGACCGAGCCUCAUCCUGCACACCGCAGCCAGCAGCCAGCAGCGAGCCGCCAGCCCAAGCAGCAGCCAGCGAUAUCGAUUCCUUCCCCUCCCUAGUCAAGCUCGCCUUCGCCAUCUUCUUCUCUCCCACCCCAUCAUCCUCACCCGCCGUCCCCUUUCUCCAUCCCAUCUGA